AAACAACGUUGCCUCGUGUGAUCCGCUGAUUUCUGUUGAAUGCUCAUUAGCCUCCAUCGGGCUGCUUUUGUGCAGCCUGUUUUCUGCAGCAGGCCUCCUGUGGAAGUAUCACAAUGUCCGAAGCCUUCUAAUAAUACGCACGCUAACCGAGUUUUCAACCGAAAUGGUCCAUUUUUAUUUUAGCAUAGCUUUGUUUUGGUUGGCGGGCCGUACUUGUGCACGUAAACCGUAUUACCCAUGCCCCACCUUGAAUGAAAGCUGGAGGUAAACGGGUCGCCAAGAAAAACAUGGAAGAGAGUGGCGCCCAUGUGACUCCAGAGAAGGAGACCAAGCGGCCGGAUAAAAUAAGGUCCGUCGCCACCUCCAGCAGGAUGCAACAAGUUGGAAUUCUGCUGUCCGGAACGCUCGACAAGCUGAGCCACGACUUCCCCGAGACGCCAGUCAGCGUUUGGCACAGCAAGUUGCGCCCUGCGGUGGAGAAGACCCACUCCCCCCGGACCUUCUCCAUCCAGCAGCCGCGGAAGUUGUGUUGAACACAUGUUGCAGAAUCCCCCAAAGAGGGAGCAGUGUUGAGUCAACUGUGAAAGACGAAACAUGAAGUGUGUUAGGCUCACGAGGGGACUGGCGGGUUGUGACAAUGUUUAUGGCUUUCAUCGAGCUCUGUUUACUUUCUAGCUGCGCUUCUUUGUGAGAAUACUAUAUAACCAGCAUUGAAUGUGUACUUUUCCUGGUAUUGUAGGAGAAAUGGUGUAGUUAUUUUUCCCAGGUGGUGUUUUGGUAUGUUUAAUGUAAAGGGAGGGGCCUUUAUUAUGUGAUGUUUCUGCGCCCCCCCCCCUCCCCCCAGUGACUUCUUCACUAUGCAUUGCUUGGCUCUUAUUAGAUUUGAUUUAAAAAAAAAAAAAAAAAAAAGCUGAAUAAAUAGUUGCCUCACUGUUUGUGAACAUGGAU
Molecule: messenger RNA, 948 nt
Organism: Gasterosteus aculeatus aculeatus (three-spined stickleback)
Lineage: Eukaryota; Metazoa; Chordata; Actinopteri; Perciformes; Gasterosteidae
Source: RefSeq, a predicted model, not a curated record